GGGUAUGGAUUCAAGGACAGAGCUGCACAGAGCUGUACAAGGAGUACAAGGAGUCUUGGAACUUUGUAGGGAGGGACACAAGGGUAGUAACCAACUGACAUAUAGAGGGGGAAGAGUAACACACUGGCCAUACAUAUUGGUUGAGACUCUUCUCAGCCAUCAACUGGGCAGUAGAUGUUGGUUAGGAAGGAUAAAGAAUCCUAGCCAAUAAGUGUGGGACUGGGAGCGAUACAAUAAGAGGAGAUUGAAAUGAAGAUGAAGAUGAAAAGACAGAAUCCACAUACAUACAGAUUAGGCAAAGCAAGAUGACGCAGGUACAGUUGGGCGUGGGCCCUACAAUGAACACUUCGUGGGUUAGGGCAGGUGCGAGUUCUUCCUGACCUGCACAUCACUACUACAAAGGGCAUCAUCUAUUGAUCUUCAACCUGAGGGUCUCUAGUUGUUGCUGGACUACCAUUCAGCAUCCCAGUUGCAGCUGCGAGAUGCUUAUGCUGAGCAAGUCUGAGCAUAUCUAGAGAUACUUGAGAGUGAGCUCACAUCCAUGUCAAGCUAAUAAGUAUAAGAUAAAAUAAAAUAAAUAAAAGCCAUCAGGAAAAUGGAGAAAAGAACUUUGCUUUCUAGUGUGUUUUGUUCAGUAGCAAGUUGGGAGCCAUUCCUAGCUAGGGUUAGGGUUGCCACCUAGUCUGUAUUUUACCAGCCUAGCCACUAGAAAUGUUUCUUGAUGCCAAUGUUAUAACAUUAAAAAAACAUAAAAAUACAGGAAGGCCAGUAUGUUUUUCCAUAAAAAAGUGGCUUAGCUGAGACUACACAGCACAUACAGGGUAUAACAAUUGACCUUCAGUGUGCAUAAGCAGGUAUGUAUUCUCUGGCUCUUGUUGGACUGCACGACUCAGAAUCCUACGGUCAGCUGUAUACUGCAACUAAAUGUACCAGUCUUUAUCCACAGCCACUGCCCAUGGGGUCCCGCCAUGUCCCUGCACGCACAGUACUUUUUGAGAAGGAGAAAAAUGGAGUGACAUACCGUGUACCAGCCCUGCUGUACAUCCCACGCUGGCUCACCCUCUUGGCCUUUGCAGAGGAGAGGCUAAGUGCAGAUGAUGCCCAUGCUAACUUGCUUGUCCUACGACGUGGAAUAUUUUACCGCAACUAUGUGGAGUGGGAGGACAUGCAUGUAGUGGAGAGAGCUUCCCUGCCCGGCCACCGUUCCAUGAAUCCUUGUCCAGUCUAUGAUGACGUCACUGGACAAUUGUUCCUCUUCUUCAUCGCAGUCCUAGGCAGGACAACAGAAUCUUAUCAGAUCAAUACUGGACAGAAUGCGGCACGUCUCUGCUGUGUGAGAAGCUUAGAUCAGGGCAAGAGUUGGACUGAAGUCACUGACCUAACCCACAAGGUCAUUGGGGAGUCAAUAAAAGAGUGGGCCACAUUUGCCUUGGGACCAGGUCAUGGUAUUCACCUGAGAAAUGGGAGAUUGAUUAUUCCUGCUUAUACAUAUCACAUUGAGAAGAGACAUUGCUUUGGGAGCUUCUGUCAGACCACUGCACGGGCUUUUGUGUUCUACAGUGAUGACCAUGGCCAAAGCUGGAAGUUAGGAGACCUUAUACCAAACUUACAGACUGUGGAGUGCCAGAUGGUAUCAGUGGAUGAGGCUGAUGGCAACAAUAUCCUGUACUGCAAUGCCCGAAGCUCCCUAGGAUUCCGAGUGCAAGCUCUGAGCACUAAUGAUGGUGUUGUAUUUGAGCCUGGUCAGCUGAUUGAGAAGUUGGUGGAGACCCUCACAGGGUGUCAUGGAAGUGUCAUUGGUUUUCCAGCUCCACUGCACACUCUGUAUAGCCCAUGCCCUGACCAUCACUUAACCACACAACUAAAGUACCAAAAAGUCCACACUGAAGUGUCAGAAAGUAAGAAUCAGCAGAAGACAAAGGGUGAAGCUAAACAUAAAUAUCAGUCCAACAGCAAGUUGCAUCAAUGGAAAUGCCAAACAGAAGACCAUCAAGGACUAAAGGAAACAUUCUACAAGACUGUGCCUGGGGUGAGGAAUCCUACAUGGGUGCUCUACUCCCAUCCAACAAGUGCCAGAUCACGUGUGAACCUUGGUGUUUAUCUCAGUUCAUAUCCCAGAGAUGCAGACAGCUGGACAGGUCCCUGGGUAAUCUACGAGGGUCCCAGUGCCUAUUCAGACCUUGCAUAUCUCGGGCCCCCAUCUGGUGAAGAAAGUGCAACAGGGUCCUUGUCAGUUGUUAUUUUUGCAUGUCUCUAUGAAAACGGUCUGAUUUCCCCAUAUGAGCAGAUUUCAUUCAGUAUCUUCACCCUGUACGAGGUCAUCCAGAAUUUAACACCAAACUCAGCAAUUCUUCUCCAGACUAAGAUGAAACAUAGAAGAAAGGAGAGCUGUACAAUGUUUUAAUGGCUAUAAAGUAAGCAACAUAAUUCUGUGCAACUGAGCUACUACAUCUCUAAUACCAAGGGAAUGUUGUUUAUUAUGAUGCAAUAUCAAUCCACUACAAUCUUUUUUAAAAGUUGUAAAACUCCAGUCAAUGUGGCUCCUCAUUAAAAAGGGAAGUUUGCUUUGAGCAAUUGUGAGUCUGAUGGGCAGUAGAAAGGCCAGUGUCUGGAGACAUUGCUGACAAAACUGUGAAGGCCAAACAGAGAAUGGCUUGGUCACGUGAUCACAAUAAUGGAAACCAAUUGGGUUUCUGACUAUAGCCAUUUCUAUUUAUUCUGAAGCAUUAUGUAGAGACAAAGGACAUGAAAGAGUAUAAAAAGAGGGGAGACUUUCACAGCCAAUAUAGAACC
Xenopus laevis (African clawed frog) is the source of this 2793-nucleotide messenger RNA. RefSeq names its product neuraminidase 4 (sialidase) S homeolog (gene neu4.S). The record is from RefSeq and is a predicted model, not a curated record. Bases 857 to 2404 code for a protein of 515 amino acids. Gene Ontology annotation, biological process: ganglioside catabolic process; oligosaccharide catabolic process. NCBI's taxonomy places the organism in Eukaryota, Metazoa, Chordata, Amphibia, Anura, Pipidae. Gene Ontology annotation, molecular function: exo-alpha-sialidase activity. The transcript has 4 exons. Gene Ontology annotation, cellular component: membrane; cytoplasm.